This is a messenger RNA of Trichoderma citrinoviride, 624 nucleotides long. RefSeq lists its product as hypothetical. NCBI's taxonomy places the organism in Eukaryota, Fungi, Ascomycota, Sordariomycetes, Hypocreales, Hypocreaceae. The transcript is spliced from 2 exons. The coding region runs from base 1 to 624 and encodes 207 amino acids. The record is from RefSeq and is a predicted model, not a curated record.
AUGUUGUUCGCACUCGUCUUCAUCUGCACUCGCCUCUGCCAAAUCGUCACCCUGAUCCCCCCCGUGGGCAUGCUCAGCUGGUUCGUCGGCAAGUUCAACGACGCAAACGUCCUCACCCCCGACGCCGUCCUCGUCCUCUUCAUCGUCACCGUCCUCGCCCUCGCCUGGUGCCUCUUCACCCUCGUCGCCUACAGCCGCUCCUCGCACAACGCCCUCUUCGUCAGCUUCGUCGACCUGUGCUUCCUCGGCGCGCUCAUCGCGGGCAUCUACUUCCUGCGCGGCAUCCAGUGGGCCGACUGUUCGGAUCCGUCGUCGGCGAAGGAGGUCUGGUACUACCGGAUCCACGAUGCGGGCAUCCCCGGGUACAGGUGGGCGCUGGAUAAGCCGUGCGCCAUGCUGAAGGCGUCGUGGGCGUUUGCGAUUAUCAACACCGUGCUGUUUGCGGUGACGGCGCUGGCGGCGCUUGCGCAUGGGGAUAGUGAUGUGAAGCCGCGGUCUUCCGGGUAUGUGGUGCGCGAGGUGCGGAGGAGCUCGCAUAGUCAUAGCGGAAGGCAUAGUCAUCGCCGGAGUCACUCGGGGACGCGCAGCCAUCACUCUGGGUACGACCGUGGGUAUCACGUAUAG